GAAGUACUUUGUUAUUCUUGCCUGCUUGGUGAUAGUUGGCGAAGAUUAUUUACCGAUCAAAACUCUUCUCUUGUCAUUAAACUAGUUUAAAACUGACCGUGAGUUACUUCGGGGUAUUUAUAUAGAGUCAUCAUUGAGGUCCUGCCUGGCUGGCCCAUGGUGAGACAGGGACCUAGAGGAACUGAACGGACUCAACAUGGCCUGUGUAGAGGAGCCCCCUGAGAAACACUGCUGGGUUUGUUUUGCGACAGAGAGAGAGGACCGCGUGGCAGAGUGGGUGAGCCCCUGCAGGUGUAAAGGCUGCACCAAGUGGAUCCACCAGGCCUGCCUGCAGCGCUGGCUCGAUGAGAAGCAGAAAGGAAACAGUGGAGGAGCCGUCAGCUGCCCUCAGUGUGGCACAGAGUACAGCAUCGUCUUCCCCAAGAUGGGGCCGUUGGUGUACUUCCUCCAGCAGGUGGACAGGGCUCUGUCGCGGGCCAGUCCGUUCGCUGCUGCUGGGGUGGUGGUGGGGACAGUCUAUUGGUCAGCUGUAACCUAUGGGGCUGUGACUGUCAUGCAGGUGGUAGGCCAUAAGAAGGGCUUGGAUGUGAUGGAGAGAGCUGAUCCUCUGUUCCUCCUGAUGGGUCUACCUACCAUCCCUGUGAUGCUGGUCCUGGGCAAGAUGAUCCGCUGGGAGGACUACAUACUGAGGCUGUGGCAGAGACACUCCUCUAAACUACAGCUGCUAGUGCCAGGUAUAGGGCGUCCAUUGCCCCGUGUGCCAGCUGAUGGGGGUUAUGGAGGGGACCACCUGUCAGUGUCUCGUACUCUGUGUGGAGCUCUCAUCUUCCCCUCCGUGGCCAGCCUGGUGGGACGGCUGAUCUUCAGAAGGGUACCUUCAUCUCUGCAACGCACCGUUCUGGGUGGUAUAGCAUUUGUGGUGAUGAAGGGAGUGUUGAAGGUGUAUUUCAAACAGCAGCAGUACCUCACCCAGGCCAACCGCCACAUCCUCAACUACCCAGAGAGAGAGAGGGACAGAGAGAGAGAGGGACGGAGCGAGGAAGGAGAGGACGACACGGAUGACAGUGGAAACGAGUGAACACAACACUCCCCCUACCAUAACGCUAACCCUAGAGAGGGAAGGAGGGAGGUAGAGGGGAGAAAUAAUACGUUGGAGUUAAGCACACGAGGACAGCAGAAACGAUUGACAACCUCCCAGAAUCCUCUCUGUUCCCUGACCUCACACAAAGAGAAACCUGCAACCAAUCACAAUGUAGUUUUAUUUUACUCAGACAAGGGGUGUGUUUAAGAGGUUUGUUACGUUUCCAAACAGAGAACUUGUCGAAUAGAAAUGCAAUUGUUAGUUUUUUGUUUGAAAGUGUUUUCUCCCAUUUGUGUCUCCUGAAUGCAACCAUGCUCUGCUAUUUUUAUUGUAAGAUAUCCACCCAAUCAUGACUGUAUGUGUGUGCGCGUGAGCAUUUUUAUGUGUGUGUGAGCGUACGUGUGUCUACACCAGGGGUAUCACACAUACGGCCCACGGACCGGAUCUGGCCCGCGUGGGGGUUGAAUCUGGCCCGCGGGUGGUUUGAGUAUAAAAAAAUAUAUAUAUAUAUAUAUAUAUAUAAGGACAAUUUUUUGCGAGUUUUGACUACAAGGAAAUAUAUCACAUUUUCAGUGCUGACUUCGUUGAAGACCAAAUGCGCCCCCCGGGGUAAAAGGAGUUCGACACCCCUGGUCUACGUUGUAGAACUCAUGCUAUUUUAUUUGCCUGUAAGAAUGGAUUAGCUAAUAAAGUGAUUUGAUUGUUAAAUACUACAUUCUCUCUGUUAUUAUUGAAGAAGUGGAAUUACUUCUACUUUCACUUAGUCAUAUUUUACACAGUGCCUCAUCAGUCAGAGGUAGGUAAGUUAGAAAGGAGGGGUGGUGUAGAACUUACUUUAUUUCCAAGGAAAGGAAGUGAGGAAAUGAGGGGAAGAAGGAAACAAAUUAUUACCUGUUUUUGCUUUGUAUUGUGUGUAGAUUAAUGAUAAUUAUUAUUUUUUAAAUCAAUUUUAGAAUAAGGCUGUAACGUAACAAGAUGUGGAAAAUUCAAGGUGUCUGAAUACUUUCCUGAAGGCACUGUAUAAGAGAACUAACCAGACUGCCCUGGGGGAGCACGACGUGUACUAUGGUGCAUUAAGUUUGUUUGAGCCUCUCCAGUUAACUGACAAUAAAUAAUGAUUCAUUUAAGUUUGA
This is a messenger RNA of Coregonus clupeaformis (lake whitefish), 2214 nucleotides long. Its product is annotated as E3 ubiquitin-protein ligase MARCHF5. Bases 197 to 1078 code for a protein of 293 amino acids. The transcript has 7 exons. Gene Ontology annotation, molecular function: zinc ion binding. The record is from RefSeq and is a predicted model, not a curated record. NCBI's taxonomy places the organism in Eukaryota, Metazoa, Chordata, Actinopteri, Salmoniformes, Salmonidae.